AAACUUUUUAAUAAUAUGACGGUAAAAAGAAAUUAUUUUUGUGUUAAGUUUCUCAAAAUUGGAAUACUGUUUCAUACAUUGGAUAUGGAAAGCUUGUUUGGUUUCAGGUUUAAAAGUGCUGAUAACUUUUUAAAGCCCCAACGAUUAUAUUAUGGCCGAGAAUACUCCAAAAGAAUUUAUGAAAAAGGCAUAGCCAAGGAUAAUUUAUAUUUUUUAAAAUUGCAAUACGAAAAACUGCUGUUACUGGCGAGAGCGAAAUUUAGAGAGCAAAGAAAACUUAAGAGGAAAAUCAAAGAACUCGCAAACGAAAUCGAUAAAGUGAAAGAAAGGAUAGAUGAGAAGGAAAAUAGAAAAUUUCAAUUAGAUUUCUGAUGGACUCGAAAUUUUCGAGUAGCCAGAUCUAGUCCAAGUAGGCGAUUUAAAAAUAAUACUUUCAUUGUGCCUAAAUUCCAAAUGUACUUAAUCAUUCUAAAUUAAAAGCUUGUUUAACAAUUUUGAAAUUUUU
Molecule: messenger RNA, 505 nt
Organism: Drosophila innubila
Lineage: Eukaryota; Metazoa; Arthropoda; Insecta; Diptera; Drosophilidae
Exons: 4
Coding region: 16-372 (118 amino acids)
Source: RefSeq, a predicted model, not a curated record